ACAGAGGAUGUGUCAGAAAUGUUCUCAGCAGACCAUUAAAAGCAGAAGUCAGGUUGCAGUUUCUGCUGAGCCAUGAAGAAUCAGUUCAGUGAUUUUCACAAUGGGGGCAACAUCCUGAUCAGUUCUAACCCAGUAACUGAGCUGACAAUGUACCUAUACUGGGCCCUCGCUGUCCUGCCUCUUGGCUGCAUGGCAGUGUUGCAGCUUCAACUGGACACCAGGGAGCAGGUGAGACUGCAAGGUGAGAACUAUUCCGUUGACUGCAUUGGACAGGCUGAAAGUUUGCAUCUGAUAGUGCAAUGGAUCCACCCACAACACUUUCCUGUCGUUGUUUCCUACUCCUGGAAAUACGAUAAUCUAUUCACAGUGGUAGCAACACUGCACAUCGACGGUGUGAAUGGAAGUGAUUCGGGAAAUUUCACCUGCACUGUGAAAGGGGAGAAGGAGAUACGAACUGCUGCAACAAUGCUGCGGGUUGUUGAGAAAGGUUAUGUGCAAAUAUUUACUGAUCAAGAGACUGUUCUGCAAGCAGAUGCUGGGGAUUGCCUCAAGCUCCAAGUGAGAAUUGAAGCCUACCCUGAACUAAGGGAGCAUGAGUGGAUAUAUGACACUAUGAACAAUAGUGCUGAUCACAAGUCUACAUUCCUUGCAAAACACAAUAGCUAUGAGAGUUCUCUGUUCUUGGUGCGGUUGAAGGAAAGUGAGAGCGGCACAUACACGUUCUUUGCAUCUAAUGGAGAAGCAAACUCAUCCCUGACCUUCCAUUUAUUGAUAAAUCGAAAGCCGACGGUGACCAUUAAGAAGGAACAAAUUACUGCAGGUGACAAGAAGGACGCUGCAUUUCGCUGCCUAGCCAGUGGGUUUCCUGCUCCAACCAUUCACUGGUACCAGUGUCCAGCGCACAGAGACAGGUGCACGGAAAAUGGAACCACCAACUUUGAAAAGUUGAUACCUCAAAAGAAGACGUCCAUUGUUUCUGAGACUCUGUAUGGGCGGACAGAGGUGGAGAGUGUGCUAUCAGUCCACAAGGUGAAGCCUGGUUCCCUGCUGGAAUGUUAUGCAUCCAAUAAAGCUGGAGAAAGUUCCUUUUCCAUCUCAUUCCUUGGUGACCCAGCCACAAACGGUCUGUUCACUCCCUUUCUGUCAGGUGCAGUGGCUGUAGCAGUCCUACUGCUCAUCUUCCUUCUCCUGCUGCUCUACAAGUACAAACAGAGACCAACGUAUGAGGUCCGUUGGAAGAUCAUCGAAGUGGUGCACGGAAAUGAUUAUACCUUCAUUGACCCCACCCAGCUCCCAUACAACGAGAAAUGGGAGUUCCCCAGGGAGAAACUCCGCUUGGGUAAGAUCCUGGGAGCUGGAGCAUUCGGGAAGGUGGUCGAGGCCACUGCCUAUGGACUGGGCACAGAGGACUCAGCCACCAAAGUGGCUGUAAAAAUGCUGAAACCGAGUGCCCAUUCCACUGAGAGGGAGGCCUUGAUGUCAGAGCUGAAGAUCCUGAGUCACCUGGGGCAGCACACACACGUUGUCAACCUUCUGGGAGCCUGUACUCUCGGAGGCCCAGUUCUUGUCAUCACGGAAUACUGUUGCUAUGGUGAUUUAUUGAACUUCCUGAAGAACAAGGCCCAGUACCUGACCUGGAACGAUGCACUGAAUGAUUAUAAGAACUUCAUGCACAGCAAAAAGCCACCAAGUGACUGCACAGAGGGUUACCUGCCCAUGAGACCCAGGUUGUCCAGUAUGAGCCCAAUGAUUUCUCAAACAGAUUCCUUAACUAUUGAAGAAGAUGAUGACUCGUUGCCAUUGAACGUAGAGGACCUUCUGAGCUUCUCCUACCAAGUCGCUGCAGGGAUGGAUUUCCUGUCCUCCAGAAAUUGCAUUCACCGUGACCUGGCCGCCAGAAAUGUCUUACUGACCGAGGGACGGAUCGCCAAGAUUUGCGAUUUUGGGUUGGCAAGGGACAUCAUGAAUGACUCCAACUACGUAGUCAAAGGCAACGCACGGCUCCCAGUGAAAUGGAUGGCUCCAGAGAGUAUCUUUGAUUGUGUUUACACAGUGCAGAGUGACGUCUGGUCUUACGGCAUCCUGCUCUGGGAAAUCUUCUCACUGGGUUUGAGUCCUUAUCCUGGAAUUCCUGUGAACAGUAGGUUCUACAAACUGAUAAGAAGUGGGUUCCAGAUGGACAGGCCGAGUUCUGCAACUCCAGAAUUGUAUGACAUCAUGACGAAGUGCUGGAGUCUUGAGCCCACAGAUCGGCCGACCUUUGAUCAGAUUGUGAAGCUGAUUAAUAAACAGAGGAGUGUAUUCACAGAGCAGGAUUACACCAAUCUGCCUGCAGAGUACAAGCCUCCGGAAUCUCCAACCUUCCAGUCUCCAGAUCAGCGGAACUGUGAGAUGGUUGAUGAAACUGUGUUACUGAUCAAUCCUUACAGCAAGAUCUGAAAGCUAGACCAAUACAAUCACCUGCGCGACAAAGUUAAACUGAUUAAACUGUGGUCGUCUCUCACUCUUAAAGGAGAAAUCACACAACACCAGGUUAUAGUCCAACAGGUUUAUUUGGAAGUACUAGCUUUCAGAGCACUGCUCCUUCAUCAGGUAACCAGUGGGGCAGAUUCAUAAGACACAGAAUUUAUAGCAAAAGAUCACAGUGUCGUGCAAUUCAAAUGAUAUAUUGAACAAAUCUAGAUUGCUGUUAAGUCUUUCAUCUUUUGGAAUGGGUUGCAGCUUUUGGUCCAUUAAUAUGUAAAUCCUAGAAGUUCUUUUAAGUCACAUUCUCGAGAUAACUUAAGAUUUAUAAAAAAGGUAACAUCUCAGCUCAGACAAUGUAUUAAAGGUGUGAGGUUAGACUCUGUCUGUAUCCCAAUCUUGAGUCAUAUUGGUUCUAUUUGUAAAGUAGGAAUUUUAAAAAUGUUACAUGGAUUGACUGCCUGCAGGUUGUGUGCUUUUUGAGCAAAAAUAGAAUGCAAAUAUAAUUCUGCAAAUUUAAAUUCACUCCAUAGACAUAUGUGUGUGUGCGUGCGUGCAUGAGAGAGAGUGAGAGUGUGCGCGUGUGACUGUGAGCGUGCGUGAGAGAGUAUGUGUUUGUACGUGUACGUGAGUGUGAGUCAAUACAGGCAGUCAACACCAACACCACUAUAUCUUUAAGGAGACUUCUUCAAUCAGCUGUUCCUAAGACUCAGUGCCUUUUAAUUCUAUUUAUCUCGAUGUUUUCACAAUAUUUUCUGAUUGAAUUGUUGCAGAUUUAUUUCUACAAGCAGAAGGGAUUUAUUUGAUGGGUAGUCUGUUCAAUUGAAGGAAUAAUCAGGUAGAUAUUUGAGGGAGAGAUGGUACCUUUUGAAAAUAACCUGGUGGUGUGUGUUAAUUUUUGUGUUCUCAAAAAGUGCUCUUUCAUUACUGCUGAGCAUUUUCAAAACUUGAAACAUGUAAUGGAAAAUAGCAAGGGCAUUAUUGGGCCUGGGGUCCAUGAGAUUGUAACUAAAUCCCAGGCUGACUUUACACAUUAAAAGCAUAUGUUGCAUUAAAAGCGA
Molecule: messenger RNA, 3524 nt
Organism: Hemiscyllium ocellatum (epaulette shark)
Lineage: Eukaryota; Metazoa; Chordata; Chondrichthyes; Orectolobiformes; Hemiscylliidae
Product: macrophage colony-stimulating factor 1 receptor-like
Exons: 19
Coding region: 73-2439 (788 amino acids)
Biological process (GO): cytokine-mediated signaling pathway; cell surface receptor protein tyrosine kinase signaling pathway; protein phosphorylation
Cellular component (GO): CSF1-CSF1R complex; signaling receptor complex
Molecular function (GO): macrophage colony-stimulating factor receptor activity; ATP binding; cytokine binding
Source: RefSeq, a predicted model, not a curated record